UGUUAUGAUGACGUCAUACAGAGUGCGCUGUGUCUUGCUUUGUCGAGGGAAGUUUAAGCAAUGAAUGAAAGAUUUUUUCCCUCUGAAUACGAGUUGAAGAACAUAGCGAUUACUUUUAAGUUCUUUCAGGUCUGUUCCUGUAGUCCUUUACGUGAAACAAACAUCAUAUCACACAAUCAUUAGUGAAGUCAUUCCCACUCCAAUUUAUCUAUAAAUACUGCUAAACAAUAAUACAGCUAAACCUGCCGUCACAACACAUUCAACUACUCGACUAUUCUGACCUGCUGUUGUAAUGAUGGAGUGUGUAAAAGAGGAGAGUGAUGAAGAAUCAUACACAAUGAGAGAUGAGCAUACUGAGGAAAAGAGAGGAGUGAAAGAAGACCACAAUGAAAUGGAGGAUGAACAUAAAUGUCACAAUUUCAGAACUGAAGAAAAUUCUUCAAUCUCUCAAACUGACGAGAAUUCCUCUCAAAAAAGAGCAAAAGCCAAAACUUAUUUUCCAUGCCAUAUUUGUGGCAAGACUUUUACAAGAAAGACAAAUCUCAAAUAUCACAUAGGGCUUCACACUGAUGAAAGACCCUACACAUGCCCUCAGUGCGAGAAGACUUUUGCCAGUAAAAUGUAUCUUAACGCUCACGUAAAGCGUCACAGUAGUGAAAGGCCCUAUAGCUGCCCUCAGUGUGGAAAGACUUACAAAGGCAAAGGGCACCUUCAGACACAUUUAAUAACUCACACUGGCCAAAAGCCGUUCUCAUGCCCUCAAUGUGAUAUGAAAUUUUCACAAAGAUCAGCUCUUGACAGUCACAAAAAGACUCAUGCUAGCGAGCGCCCAUACACCUGCCCUCAGUGUGGAAAGAGUUUUACACAUAAGCAAAGCUUUAGUUUUCAUAUAUUAAGUCACGCUGGUGAUGGGCCCUACACCUGCCCUCAGUGUGAUAAGAGCUUCCCAUCUAAAAUGCAUUUAAAGAGUCACAUGCGUGUUCACACUGGAGAGAAAGCUUUCGAGUGCCCUCACUGUGAGAAGAGUUUUAAACAACGAGUACAUCUUAAGUCUCACAUACAAAUUCAUACAGGCGAGAGGCCUUUCUCGUGCCCUCAGUGUGGAAAGAUGUUCAGACGUAAAGGUGAUCUUGGGUGCCAUAUGAUAACUCACACUGGACAAAAGCCUUUCUCGUGCACUCAGUGUGAAAAGAGUUUCACAUAUAAACAAAGCCUUAAUAUUCAUGUGAGAAGUCACACUAGUGUUGGGCAUUACACCUGCCCUCAGUGUGAAAAAACGUACACAUGUAAAUGGAAUCUUAAGGAACAUAUAAUAACUCACACUGGCCAAAAGCCUUUCUCAUGCCCUCAGUGUGGAAAGAGUUUCAAACGUAAGGCAAGCCUUAAUAUUCAUAUAAGAACUCACGCUAGUGUUGGGCGUUACACCUGCCCUCACUGUAAUAAGAGUUUCCCAUCUAAAAUAAAUUUAGAUUGUCACAUGCGUGUUCACACUCGAGAGAGACCUUUUGUGUGCCCUCACUGUGAUAAGAGAUUUAAACAACAAGGACAUCUUAAGCAUCACAUACGGAUUCAUACUGGUGAGAAACCUUUCCCAUGUCCUCAGUGUGGAAAGAGUUUCAGACGUCAAAGUCAUCUUAGGGAACAUAUAAUGACACAUAAUGGCCAAAAGCCUUUCUCAUGCCCUCAGUGUGGAAAGAGUUUCACACGCAAGCGAAACCUUAAUAUUCACGAGAGUCGUCAUGAACUAAGAGUUUCCCAUUUAAAGGACAUCUAGAGAGUCACAUACGAGUUCACACUGGAGAGAAACCUUUCAAGUGCCCUCACUGCGAUAAGAGUUUUACCCAACAAGGUCAUCUUAAGGAUCACAUACAAAUUCAUACAGGAGAGAGGUCUUUCACAUGCCCUCAGUGCAGUGUAGGAUGAGUACAUUUUAAGCAUCAUAUUCAUACAGGUGAGAGGCCUUUCCUGUUUCAUCUGUGUGGUAAGAGUUUCACACAGGAAUCGUGAUCCAUAAUGAAGAAAACCCCUACAGGUGUUUUCAAUCUUGAAAGGGUUUUAUUGCAUAUAAAACAGAGAGACUGCAUACAGAGACAAGCCACACCACUGCUGUACAUGUGGGAGAAGUCUCAGACAAACACACAACUCACAACAGACUCACAAAGAAAAGUGCUGUCUGCAAAGAGUGAACAAAGAUCAAACUCAGUCUUUAUGUCCAAGCACAUGUUUUAUUUUGGAAUUACUCCCGAAUAUUAAUUUUAAUGAGUGGAGUUUUUUUAUUUUUAUUUGUUAAUAAAUGUUUUUUUUUCAGGAAAUUUACAUGAAGAUAACUAGAUUGAAAAACGUAACGUUAUGUCAUAUAUUUUUUAUUUUCUGGUAUAUUUCUUUUUUCAGUAGAGAUUCAUACACGUUCAAUACUAUCACUAUUUGUGUUGACAUACUGCUACUAGAGUUUUAUUAUGGCUUAUUCAAUGAGGGUUUGUUUUUUGUAGCUCAUUAUUGUGGUAGUUUAUAUCAUUCAUUUUAAUUUUUGUAAAUGUUUUAAUAAAGCUUUGAUUUGUUGAGUGAACUAUUAGCUAUCAUUUCUUUUGUCCAUGUGAACUUUUGUUGAACCAAUUAGUGUUAUAAGUACGUUUUUAAAAAACAAUGAAAUACAACUUCAUUAUAUUAACAUUUAUAAAUACACUGUCUGUAAGUGUCUAACAAAUAUAUACUAGCUUUAUUGUCUUCGUCAAAUGUGGGAUAUUUACAAUUGCAUGGGUUUAUUUUGCCAAAACAUUUACCCUUUGUAUUUGUAUGUGGCACUUUUAAUGUUUUAUAGAUUUCACGAUCUUAUGCUUGGAAUAAGAUUACUUUUAUUUUGCUAUUUCUUUUCUACUUUUUUGUGUUGCUUUUAGGUGAGAUCUUGUCACCGCUGCCAGCUGAAUGAGCUCAUCAAGACUGUUGUGCCAGUCUUGCAAUCCAUUAAGGUAAAAUACGUUUGGGAGGUGCUUGGUUUUGAUUUGAUUGGACCACUACCAGAAACAGAACGCAGCAACAAGUAUGUCCUUACCAUGACUGACCGGUUGUACACCAAGUUGGUGAUUGCAGAACCCAUGCAGUCUAAGACAGCAGCUGAGGUGUCUGCUAUAAUAACCACAAAGUUGUACUCGUUCGGCAUGGUUAGAAAAAUCCUUACAGACCAUGGGAAGGAAUUUGUUAACAAGCUCAUUACAGCAUUUUCAGUACGCUGGGAAUCAAACACGCGGUGUCCCGUGCUUACCAUCCCCAGACCAAUGGGCAGGACGAAAGAGCAAAUCAAAACAUCAAACGUACCCUCAGGAAGUAUGUGAAGGACAACCACAAUGAUUGGGACCGCCACCUUCCUGCUGUGGUGUAUGGAGUCAACACGGCAAAACAGUACUCCACUAGACACAGUCCCUACUUCAUCCUUUUCCAUCCACACCCACGUCUGCUAGAGGUCAUGAAUGCCUGGGAGAUGACUUUGACAUUGCUGACCCAGAAGAUGACAUUGACACCAAAGUCAACGAGAUGAAACUUCUCAAUGAAACGGCAAAAGUUCAUCAUCAAUCCACUGACCUAAAAAGAUCCAAACGGACCUUCGACAGUCUCAUGGAUAAGCAGAGGAAUGGAGCUGCUGACCUUUCAUCCGUUUCAAUGGGCGACGGGGAUGAUGACGGUCAUGGAAAGAACAAGGGAUAUGCCGUCUCUGGCAUGGCCGACUCUGAUGUGGAACGCUGCAUUGACAAGUUUACGUCGUUGUGCGGCCCAUUUUUCUUUAUAAGGGGAACGUUGAUCACACAGUCAAAUUCAGAGUUGAAAGACUGGACAAAAUUCCACUUAACAACAGAGCCGAUAUGCUGGAUCAAGCUAAAGCACAGAGACGCAAACAAAAUAAGGUCCUGCUGUGGUGUUUACUGGGGGGGUGGUUACAUCUUGACGGCCUGUCAUACAUUUGAAUAUGCUUCUUCUUUUGAGGUAUAUGUUUUCUUCCCCACCAAAAGCUUUACUUUAGUUUACGAAGCUUUAUUGCCAAAGGAACACCACAUGUUUAGGGACAGAGAUCAGUGCCUUAUCAGAGUACUCGGGGAUACAAGUCCUCUCGGAAAAGGUGUAUGUGAGCACACUGACCAGCUCCGUAUGAACGAGGAUCUUUAUUUUUACACAAUUCGUAACUGUGGGGAGCUCCAAAUGCAUAACUGCAAACACAUUACGCAGUCAUUCGUCAGGAAUGAAAACCAGUUUCUGAUGUCUCGGGCAGGUCGGCCAGGUGAAAGUGGCAAUCCAAUUUUCAGCUCGUUAACCAACAAAUGUGUCGGAAUUUACAGAGGGCCCACACGCUCUUAUGGGUGUGCAUCAAAAACAGAUGGCAAACAGGUGAUUAAAUGGUAAAGGUCAGGUAAAGCAGACACUUUGUCUGUGAGCUGAUUCAUCAGCUUAAUAUGUAGGCUCGUGUCAUCAGUCGGGUGCAUGUGUGGUGUUCCAAAAGCCAGUUCCAAUAUUGCGGAACGUCCGAUCAAGUGAAAAGUCUCCCUAGUGUUACGUUAAAUGACUGGGCACUUCAAAGGGCCCUUCGGAGGGUACAACAAAUGGACACCUCACAGGAUGACGCAGAAGGGCACUUCAAGUUGUUCGGUCCCCAUCAUCACUUCGAAGCUCUCCUCUUUUCCUUUCAUUUUUGUAAAUACUGUAUAUCUAUUUAUAGCCCACGUCGACACGUGGUGUUGGUGGUGGUUUGUCAAAAAAUUAUACAAAAAUAAAAAUAAAUAA
Messenger RNA from Triplophysa rosa, 4767 nucleotides. RefSeq names its product gastrula zinc finger protein XlCGF57.1-like. Gene Ontology annotation, biological process: regulation of transcription by RNA polymerase II. The transcript has 9 exons. Lineage: Eukaryota; Metazoa; Chordata; Actinopteri; Cypriniformes; Nemacheilidae. The record is from RefSeq and is a predicted model, not a curated record. Gene Ontology annotation, molecular function: RNA polymerase II cis-regulatory region sequence-specific DNA binding; DNA-binding transcription factor activity. Bases 293 to 1774 code for a protein of 493 amino acids.